GGGCGGAUUUAAGCUGUAGUUGGACUGGAAACUUUCAGUCCAAUCUGGCAACCCUGUUAAAGCUCCGACUCCAGUGUGUCUCAUCGCAGCGGACUGAAACGGAGAAACGGUGUUGUUAAUGUCCAACAAGACGGACUGUUCAAUACAAGAAGUUCAACCAGCCAUCAUCUAGGAAAGCGGGAUAAUGUUCCUGUACAUCAAUAUCCCUAUAAGAGAUACCAGCAGAAGAGAUCAGUAUCAUCAGUGACUCAGCAGUGUCUCCAUAAACUGUCUGUUCAUACACUAAUAUUCAAAAAUGGAGAUCACUGAUCUGGACACAGAUAUGACCCCAACGCUAAUGAAGUGUAAACUUCAGAAAGAGAGAUCAGACUCAUCAGCAGUCAGCUGUCUCUCCAUGAAGAGUAAAGAGUCUAUGGACCUUCCUUGGAACUUUAAAACUGCUGAUUCCUCACCUUUAGACAGUGUUCUACAGGAGGAACAAAAGAGAAGAAAAAAGAACAUCAUGACAUUUACAGGACACGCCCCAGAAUCUGCUGAUGUUCCUGAACUCCAGAAAAAGUUCAAAUUAAAUCUGAAGAAGAAGUUUCAGUGUUUAAAUGGAGAGAUGAUAAACCUGGGAACCCAAAUACUCCUGAAUGAGAUCUACACAGAGCUCUACAUCACAGAGGGAGACAGUGGAGACGUCAAUAAUGAACAUGAGGUGAGACAGAUCGAGGCAACAUCCAGGAGAACAACAAGAAGAGAGGAAACACCAAUCAAAUGCAAUGACAUCUUUAAGCCUUUAUCUGAACAAGACAAACCCAUCAGAACUGUUUUGACAAAGACCUCAUCUGAACAAGACAAACCCAUCAGAACUGUUCUGACAAAGACCUCAUCUAAACUAGACAAAAUCAUCAGAACUGUACUGACAAAGACCUCAUCUGAACAAGACAAACCCAUCAGAACUGUUCUGAAAAAGACCUCAUCUAAACUAGACAAAAUCAUCAGAACUGUACUGACAAAGACCUCAUCUGAACAAGACAAACCCAUCAGAACUGUUCUGACAAAGACCUCAUCUGAACAAGACAAACCCAUCAGAACUGUUCUGACAAAGACCUCAUCUGAACAAGACAAACCCAUCAGAACUGUUCUGACAAAGGGAGUCGCUGGCAUCGGAAAAACAGUCUCUGUACAGAAGUUCAUUCUGGACUGGUCUGAAGGGAAAACAAAUCAGGACGUCCACCUCAUAUUUCCACUUCCUUUCAGAGAGCUGAAUUUGAUGAAGGACCAGAAACUGAGUCUGAUGGAGCUCCUUCAUGUCUUUUUUAAGGAAAUAAAAGAAACAGAAAUGUCCAGAUUGGAAAAGGUUCUGUUCAUUUUUGACGGAUUGGACGAGUGUCGUUUUCCUCUGGAUUUCCAGAACACAGUGAGAGUGUGUGAUGUAACUGAAUCAGCAUCAGUGCAGGAGCUGCUGAUAAACCUGAUCAAAGGGAAUCUGCUUCCCUCUGCUCUCAUCUGGAUCACCUCCCGACCAGCAGCAGCUGAUCAAAUCCCCUCUGAGUGUGUGCAUCGAGUCACAGAGGUACGAGGGUUCAAUGACCCACAGAAGGAGGAGUAUUUCAGGAAGAGGAUCAGAGAUCAGAACCUGGCCAAUAACAUCUUCACACACCUGAAGUCAUUAAGAAGCCUCUACAUCAUGUGCCACAUCCCAGUCUUCUGCUGGAUUUCAGCCACUGUUCUAGAGAGGAUGUUGGGUGAAGCAGAGACUGGAGAGAUCCCCAAGACUCUGACUCAAAUGUACACACACUUCCUCAUCAUUCAGACAAACAUCAUAAGAGGAAAAUACUCACAGAAGCAGGAGAGUGAUGAAGAAAUGCUUCUUAAACUGGGACAACUGGCUUUUCAGCAGCUGAUGAAAGGGAACCUGAUCUUCUAUGAGGAAGACCUGAGAGAGUGUGGCAUUGAUGUGAGAGAAGCAGCAGUGUACUCAGGUGUGUGUACACAGAUCUUCAGAGAGGAGUUUGGGCUUCACCAGAGUAAAGUGUACUGCUUUGUUCAUCUGACCAUUCAGGAGCAUUUGGCAGCUCUCUAUGUGCACACGGCAUUUAUGAAAGAAAACAGUAAUGUUCUUAAUCAGAGUCCAAAAAUGUCCUCUGUACGAAAUAUGUACUCUGUACCGAAGAGGUUCUCUGAACAAAGGAUUAAAAACAUUACAAUUUCAGAUGUUCACAAGUCUGCGGUAGAGCAGGCAUUAAAAAGUCAAACUGGACAUCUGGACCUUCUCCUUCGCUUUCUUCUGGGUCUCUCACUGGAGUCAAAUCAGAAACUCUUACAUACCUUAAUAACACAGACAGGAAGUAGCUCCGACAGCAAAGAGGAAACAGUUCAGUACAUUAAGCAGAAGAUCAGUAAAGAUCUUCCUCCAGAGAAAUCCAUCAAUCUUUUCCACUGUCUGAAUGAACUGGGUGAUAAUUCUCUAGUGGAGGAAAUCCAACGCUACCUGAAAUCUGGAAAACAAAGUGAACUCUCUUCCUCACAGUGGUCUGCUCUGGUGUUUGUGUUACUGACCUCAGAACAGGAUCUGGAGGAAUUUGACCUGAAUAAAUAUUUCAGUCCAGAGAAGAUAACAGAUCUGGUUCUUGUGAAGAUGAUGCCUGUGAUUGCAGCAUCCAGAAAAGCAAUUAUCAGGUGUGAUACAAUUCAAGACAGAGGUGGAAAAUCUCUGGCAUCAGUGCUCAGAUCAGAAACCUCCAAUCUGAAAGAACUCCAUCUGAUUGUGGAUACACUGGAUCUGUCUUGGAAUGAUCUAGGAGAUUCAGGAGUGAAGAGACUCUGUGCUGUAUUGGAGAAUCCUCAGUGUAAAGUGAAGAAACUGAGGUUGUAUGAUUGUAAUUUCUCAGAUGAAGGCUGUAAUGCUCUGACUUCAGCUCUGAGAUCAAACCCCUCACACCUGAGAGACCUGGAUCUGUCUAGGAAUAAUCUAGACUCAGGAGUGAAGAGUCUCUCUGCUCUACUGGAGAAUCCUCUCUGUAAACUGGAGACACUGAGGUUGCCGUAUUGUGGUGUCUCAGAUGAAGACUGUGCUGCUCUGACUUCAGCUCUGAGAUCAAACCCCUCACACCUGAGAGACCUGAAUCUGUCUGGGAAUAAUCUAGGAGACUCAGGAGUGAAGAGUCUCUCUGCUCUACUGGAGAAUCCUCUCUGUAAACUGGAGACACUGAGGUUGCAGUAUUGUGAUUUCUCAGAUGAAGGCUGUUCUGCUCUGACUUCAGCUCUGAGAUCAAACCCCUCACACCUGAGAAAUCUGAAUCUGUCUGGAAAUAAUAUAAAAGACUUAGGAGUGAAGAGUCUCUCUGAUCUAAAGAGGGAUAAUCACAAUCUACAGACAGUGAAUUGGUGAUGAACAUCUGUGGACGAGAUGAAGACUCAGGUGUUUCUGUAUUUUCAUGUUGGGGAAUAGAUAAUUAAUAUACACAUGCAAUUAUCUAAUCAGUCAAUUGUAUGGCAAUGCAUAAAAUCAUGCUGAUAUAUGUAAUGUAAUGUAAUCUAAUGUAAUAUAUGCUGAUACACAUGAAUGUAGAUACAGGACAUUAGCUAGUUAGUACACCAUAUUUAGUUGCAUUUAGCCAUAGCACUAACAUUCACACUAGACACUACACUGAUCAAAACUGUAAUGUUAGCAUUUCUGAAGACAACACAACUAAUCUCCUCUCUAUGUGACAUUGAUGACCACAAGGGGCCAGCAACCAGAACUAGUCUGCAUCGGACACCUGAGAGGUGAAGCCCAGCAGAUUGUCAUUGUUACCAAAAAUUCUAUUUAAAGAUGAGAGAGUAACCCAAGCCUUGUAUAUGCUGUUCAAGUUCUACUGGGUCCACAACCCUGUAUAUUUUGAUGAUGACUUUUAUCCAUAUCCUGUGGAAAAGAUGCAGGAGUACAGUACAGGAGAGAUUCCUCACACCCUGAUAUUUAGUUUCAUGAAUAUUACAAUUUUGUGGGUUUUUUAAUCAAAUUAUAAAAAGCAUUGUUUGGUAUCUGUCAGACCUUUCAUUUAUCACUGCGUAAUAUUUUAUUGUUAUAUUUGUUUUGUAUGUUAUAUUUCUGUUUUGAAACAUGUAUAUGUGUUUGUCGUGUAUUCAUUUUGUGUCAAAUGCUUUUAAAAUGUGUAAAAACACCAAAACCCACUAAUAAAUUUUACACAAGAUGAA
Hemibagrus wyckioides is the source of this 4185-nucleotide messenger RNA. RefSeq names its product NLR family CARD domain-containing protein 3-like. Bases 296 to 3379 code for a protein of 1027 amino acids. The transcript has 11 exons. The record is from RefSeq and is a predicted model, not a curated record. Lineage: Eukaryota; Metazoa; Chordata; Actinopteri; Siluriformes; Bagridae. Gene Ontology annotation, molecular function: protein binding.